Messenger RNA from Westerdykella ornata, 1205 nucleotides. RefSeq lists its product as uncharacterized. Lineage: Eukaryota; Fungi; Ascomycota; Dothideomycetes; Pleosporales; Sporormiaceae. The transcript has a single exon. The record is from RefSeq and is a predicted model, not a curated record. The coding region runs from base 218 to 1090 and encodes 290 amino acids.
GCAAUAAUAAAAGUCGUCGCCCACCCCGGCGGCCCCAAGUUGUGUCUUUGCUUGCUGCCGCCUGGGUUCCUUUUUGAACCCGACAUAGACACCUCUUCUGGACAGUGGCACAGCUCGACCACCUCCUCAUUCACUUGGGGAUACCUACGUCACCACGAGUCGGAAACGUCUACAGUCUCUCGUUGUUAGUACACACCGGCAUCUCUUGCUCUCCGCCAUGGCCGCUUCUACCGACUCCAAGCCGGCCUUGUCCACUCUCAAGACGCCGCUGUCUGCAACUUAUCCCUCCGAGCUGCGAUCUCCCAUGGUUCACUCUGCCUCAACCCCAACCUUCAUCAAGCGCGAGGAGUCGCUGAAGACGCCAAUCACCCCGCCCAGCGCCUACCUGGACUUCCUCAAGACUUUGUCUCCGGCCAUCAUGAGCCCCCUCCCUUCCAGUGCCAGCACCAGGUUCGUCUUCGAAGGCAACCGUCCCACCUCCAUCCCGUCGGCCUCUUCCUCCUCCACCUCGGCCAGCUCCAGCUCCUUCACCUCCACCUCCGGACCCGCAGACAAGACCACAUCACGCGCAUCCUCAAGGUCAAGCAGCUGCUGCAACUGCGACAAGGAGAAGUCGUGUCAACAGAAAGACUCCCAACACCAACAUCAGCAUUGCCACCAACAACCGCCACAACAAAAGCAACAACAGCUGCAACAACAACAGCAACCCGAACCCCCCAUGUCGGCGCCCCCAACCAAACUCCACACCGUCACCAUCCCGCCCCCGUCCCCUUUCACCCGUCCCCAAUCCGCACGCACCCCGCGCCUCUACAUCCCGCAGUCCCCCUACUCACCCUCGACCGUGCGCUCGCCUGGCGUGCGCUCACCCGGCAGCGCGCACAGCAUCACGUCGCCUUAUUCCGCUGCGAGCCCCAAGCCAUGGGACUUGGAGGGCAAGAAGACAGGACGGACGAGGCGCGUGAGUGUACGUGAGGUGGUUACGAGGACGGUCACGUAUAGCCAUAGCGCGACGAGCACACCCAUCGAGGGACGGUUUGCGCCGCCCCAGAUCGACCCGGCACCGAGGGGGAAGAGGAGGAGGGUUGAGUGAGGCAAGUGCAUAGUGAUCAAAAACGUCGUCGUACGAGAAUUCACGUUUACCUGCACUUAAUAAUGCCUUCGGGUCCAGGCGAUCCGAUCUACUGUCGCUCGCUACUCGCUAUCCA